Molecule: messenger RNA, 672 nt
Organism: Dissoconium aciculare CBS 342.82
Lineage: Eukaryota; Fungi; Ascomycota; Dothideomycetes; Mycosphaerellales; Dissoconiaceae
Exons: 1
Source: RefSeq, a predicted model, not a curated record
AAUGCAUUGAAUAUGCCCGACUACCUAAGUGCUGCCGAACCUGCUUUCUUACAGAAGCACAGCUUCAAGCUACUGAAAACUUUGGCCUGGAGACAAAUGUCGUCUAGCGGGAAAGCAGCUGACAUUACGGAAUGCUUGCGAUUUAACAUAUUUGGAUGCACAGGCGCCUUUUCGGCACCACAUUGCGACAUCUUGAGUGGCACCUAUGUAACUUGCGUCUUCGGCAUCAAGCUCUGGAUGUGGGUUGAUCCCAACAAGAUGACGGCCGCUGACUGGGCCGAGUACGAGAGAGCCGGUGAGAAAUGGAUUCCUACUCGAGCUCCUAUCUAUGGUGUGUUAGUUCGGCCAGGCUUCACCUUUGUCAUGCCCCCUGGACAACGCAUAAUCCACGCCGUACACACUGUUCAAACUAGCGUCAUGACCGGGGGAAUGUUCUGGGACGAAGCCUGCGUGGUUCAACACAUACACAAUUGCGCCUACUUCCUCAAAAACCCUAGUCUUACGAACGAGCCGACGGUGCUCGAUUUCGGUGAGACGUUUACUUGUCUCGAGUCACUGAUCCGUGAUAGCCGACCGCACCUCGAUACUCCGGCGUUGCAUAAAUCAAUCCUCGAGGUCAUGCGAUUGUUCUGCAAGUGUUCACCUCCGUGUAGCGCGCAGUGCAGAUGCCGU